Cajanus cajan (pigeon pea) is the source of this 2196-nucleotide messenger RNA. Its product is annotated as polygalacturonase QRT3. NCBI's taxonomy places the organism in Eukaryota, Viridiplantae, Streptophyta, Magnoliopsida, Fabales, Fabaceae. Gene Ontology annotation, molecular function: polygalacturonase activity. The record is from RefSeq and is a predicted model, not a curated record.
UUAAAGAGGAACCUUCAAACUAACACUAACAUCAUUGUCCAAUUGAUGUAAGCAUCAUGUGUAUGAUUCAAUACGAAAAUGUCACCAAAUAUUUCCAUAUAAAGUCUUACUUAACCCCCUCCACUUUUCCCUCUUAUUUAUAUGCGUCACAACCAAAGCCCCUUUCAUAACUGCAUCUCCCUAACCUGAUUUACUCUGAAAAGCUCACCAAUGGAAACAAUAUCUCCAAUGUGGUUCAUAAUUCUUGGGGUAACUGGUUUCUUUGUGACUCAUGCUUAUGGGGUGAACAUGCCUCUAGAGACUCUUUAUAGUGGCGCUCAUCAAGAAGUAAUGCUUGGACUUAAAGCAUUCAAGGCCUCCAUUACUAGACGUGACUCCAUUACUUCAACACCACCUUCAUACUCACCCUCUCCUAGUCCUUCUCCUCUGCCAUCACAGGAUCUCAAGAAACCACACGUGUACCUAGUGACAUCUUAUGGUGCAGAUCCAACAGGCAAUUCAGACAGUACUGAAGCUCUUCUUGCAGCCAUGGCUGAUGCAGCCAAAGGUACAAGUGAAGGGUUCUUAAUGAAGGACAUCAAAGACCUUGGAGGUGCUCAGAUUAAUCUUGAGGGUGGAAACUACGUAAUUAGCCAACCACUGAAGUUGCCACAAGCCGGGGUUGGAAACCUCAUGAUACACGGGGGAACUAUAAGAGCCUCAAAUAAUUUUCCAUCUGAUAGACACCUCAUAGGCUUGUCAACCUCAGGAGAAAGCAAAUCCUACGAUUAUGAGUACAUAACUUUCAAGGACCUCUUGUUGGAUUCCAACUUCAAGGGAGGGGGCAUUUCAGUAAAAAACUCCCUUAGAAUCAACAUAGACAAUUGUUACAUUACACAUUUCACCACCACUGGAAUUUUAGUCCAAGGUGGCCAUGAAACCUACAUCAGGAACUCCUUCCUUGGCCAGCACAUCACUGCUGGAGGAGACAAAAAUGAAAAGAGCUUCUCAGGCACUGGAAUAAGCCUUCAGGGUAAUGACAAUGCAGUCACAGAUGUUGUGAUUUUCUCUGCUGCCAUAGGAAUAAUGGUAACUGGCCAAGCCAACACUAUUUCUGGAGUACAUUGCUACAAUAAGGCCUCAGGCUUUGGAGGCACUGGUAUUUAUCUGAAACUUCCUGGUUUGACACAAACUAGGAUUGUGAAUUCCUACAUGGAUUACACCAAUAUUGUUGCUGAAGACCCUGUUCACCUUCAUAUCUCUAGCAGUUUCUUCCUUGGUGAUGCCAAUAUUGUGCUGAAAUCAGUCAAAGGGGUUGUAAAUGGUCUCAACAUUGUUGACAACAUGUUCUCUGGGUUAAACCAUGGGAUUGAUAUAGUCAAGUUGGACCAAUCAAAUAGUGCUUUUAAUCAAAUUGAUCAAAUUUUUGUUGCUAGAAAUGUUGUGAAGGGCAUGAACUUAAAGGCCACAGCUGCAAAGAUGUCUAUGCAUGGGAAUGGAACCUCAUGGACAGCUGAUUUUAGCAAAGUUUUGCUUUUCCCUAACCUUAUCAAACAUGUUAUGUAUUCUUUAAGUGCCAACGGCAACACCUUCCCAAAUCAUGCUCUCAGAAAUGUGUCUAACAAUCGAGUUCUGAUUGAAACAGAUGAGGCUGUGGCUGCAAAUGUUUUUGUCACAGUGGAUCAAGGUAUUGCAAGUUGAAGAAUGUUAGAAGAUGGUCGCCAAAAAUUGUUGGAUCAAGUUCUGAUUGAAGAGGGAAUUGUGCAUAGCCUAGUUGCGAAUUCUUUCUUUCUUUCUUUCUUUGGGCAACAUUGAAUGUAAUUAUGUAACCAUACUAUUACUACGAUUUUUUUUCUUCAGAUUGUAUGUUUGAAAUUAUUAAUCACAUUAUACAUUAAACUGUAUAUAAAGGAAGAAAUAUUUUAUAGGAAAUCAUUCUCUUAAGACUUUGGGUAAAACACCUGGACCUAGAUUGAAUUAUUUGAAAAUACCAGCGGCUCUUAUAUAAUUCUGAGGACUAGUUUUGUAUCAGCUUCUAAUUAAUGGGUGAUAUGCAAUUGUGACAUCCUAAAUCCUAAUAUUAUUUUUUUUUAUCAUUGCUUUGUUUUUUUUAUUUAUUUUUUAUUAAACUCAUGACUCAAAUUUGAGAUCUUGAAAUUUGUAACACUAAUUGGAUCAAUGAAUAUUGAUACAAUUUUUUAAGGUAAGACUGCUUAA